Messenger RNA from Phragmites australis (common reed), 1584 nucleotides. RefSeq lists its product as uncharacterized. Gene Ontology annotation, molecular function: protein binding. The record is from RefSeq and is a predicted model, not a curated record. The coding region runs from base 282 to 1367 and encodes 361 amino acids. The transcript is spliced from 6 exons. NCBI's taxonomy places the organism in Eukaryota, Viridiplantae, Streptophyta, Magnoliopsida, Poales, Poaceae.
GACUCUUUCUUACUUUUCUAGGGAAACGGGUGGGAAAUUGACGGCCUCCCCCGUUCCGGCGGCCGCGACCGUGCACUGCCUCUCCGCUCCCCACCUAGCCCUCUCGCGAGCCGCGACCGUCUACCGGCCCUCUCACCGACCUCCCUAGUCCCCCCCCCCCCCUAUGCCCCCACCUCAACCGGCUCGCGCUCCGCCGCCCACCUCGCUGCCACGGCCCCGUGUUGCCUCCGCGCCGCCUCGACCACCUGCCGGGCGCCCUCGAUCUGACCCCACAGGACUGGAUGGACAAGGGGAAAUCCGUGGUCGCCGAGCUGGCGGCGUCGCUGAGCGAUGUCCGCGUCACGCCUCGCCGGAAGCCAUCGAGCGUACUGCCGGCGCCCUCCUUCUAUUCUCUCUCAAAGAAGGCUAAGCCUCGGAAAUUGGUGAGUCUGUGCCUUGGCACCCUCGGUCAGCAUCUUGAAGAUAUCAUCACUGAUAUUUCUGAAUUUGCUGCCUUCUUUCCACCCCACAUAAAGUUGGCAAUUAUGUCUAUUGCAAGGAGAAGAAAGCUACUGAAUGAUGAAGUUUUGACUUCUCUUGCUGAAAGCUCCUGGGAGAUCCUAGAUAUAUCUGGGUCUGACGUAACUGAUCUUGGUUUGACUACUGUGGCAAAUGUUUGUAGUAAUUUACGGGCUGUCGAUAUUAGUCGCUGUGAAAAAAUUACUACUGCUGGUGUGUCCGAGAUUGUAUGCCACUGCCCAUCCUUGGAGAUAUUGAGAUUAUCCCGCACAUCAGGAUAUGAAAACGAGCUUGAAUCCCAUGAUUGCAGAGGUUGUCCAAGAAGUGAAUUCACGGCACGGAGGUGCUUAAAUCUCUUGAAACCGAAAUUGAAUUCACUUGAAGAGGACUCAUGGGAGGAACUUGAUACAAUAGAUAUUGGAGGCGGUGCAGAAUCUUUAAGAUGGCUAGUUUGGCCGAAGAUAGAUGAUAAUUCAAAGGCAACUCUAGCUGAGGAAUGCCCUCGUGUUACUGUCAACCCACAGCCAUCACCUUUUGACCUCUGUGGAUCCAAAGUACCAAGUGAAGCAUUGGCAAGCAUACCACUGGACCAUUCCGUAGUUGCGGACAUUGAUCCCAAGACAUGGGCAGUUUCUGCUGCCCCUCGAAGAAUUGCUGCUCCACUAAAUCCUGAUGCCCCGCCUGAAAUACCGAUAGCAGAGAGGUUCCGGCUUGCCUAUGUGGAGAGGGAAGCGAGGCUGGCACCCAAGAGAGCCAAGCGGGAAAGACAGCAGCGGCGCCGUGCUGAAAGGGAGUACGUGAUGAACGAUAUCAAUGCCAGAUCAAUCGUACUCGCUGCUCAAGCAAGCAGAAACCUGCGCAAGAGCUGACACCAAACCUUGUUUCGCUACUUUUUGAUGUAUGUAUUUCAGUGUUUGUGAAAACGAGACAAUGCCACGAGAACUGUUGUAUGAUCUUUCAGGGGUAAACAUAGGCAUAUCUGAAUACAAUUUUGCAGUAGCUUGUAGUAGUGCGAUUAUACUAUCAUGUCGUGUAUGAAAAUGUGUAUACACUGAAGUGCAAUCGAGGUGUGUCUUAUUCAGGUCA